This is a messenger RNA of Hevea brasiliensis (rubber tree), 1113 nucleotides long. RefSeq lists its product as uncharacterized. The transcript has a single exon. NCBI's taxonomy places the organism in Eukaryota, Viridiplantae, Streptophyta, Magnoliopsida, Malpighiales, Euphorbiaceae. The coding region runs from base 225 to 839 and encodes 204 amino acids. The record is from RefSeq and is a predicted model, not a curated record.
GACGGGCUCUCUUAUGUCAUUCCCUUGUGUACUCGCAAUGACCACAUGCUCUCCUUUAUAAGCAAUACCAAUUGAAGACUCGCCAAACUUUUCUUUUCCUUCCUUCCUUCCCUCUCAACUCUCCACUCUCUACAGCUGCAAUUCUCCUUCUGUCGUCCCUCUCCUCCGCUUCUUCUCUGCUACUAUCACUGGGGGUGAAUUUCAGCCUUACCAAAUUGAAAGAAAUGGGCACCUGUUUCUCUUGUUCAGUCUUCAGUGAAUCUCAGCUUCUUCCCCCUACAGCAAAGGUUGUUUCUGUUAAUGGCAAUCUCGAGGAAUACUAUGUUCCUGUAUUUGUCUCUCAAGUCCUCGACUCUGAAGCUGCAUCAUCCUCGUCUUCAUCAUCGUUCUCAUCUUCUUACUUCCUCUGCAAUUCUGACUUUUUAUCCUAUGAUGAUUACAUUCCGGCCUUGGAUUCCAACGCUCAGCUCUACGCUAAUCAGUUAUACUUUGUUCUUCCUAGAUCUAAACUUCAAAACAGGCUGACCGCUUCUGACAUGGCAGCUUUGGCCGUAAAAGCUAGUGUAGCCAUCCAAAAUGCGUCGAAGAAAGAAGCUCAUCGGCGUAAGAAGGCCAGGAUUUCUCCUGUUUCGUUAGGCAAUCAGUUCCCUUCAUUAGAUGAUGAUGGCCAUGUUAUUAAGUCGUUUGAGAAGCCACAGGCACAGCAGCAAUCACCUGUAGGGCUUUCGAGAUCCGGGUCUGUUAGAAGAUUACGAAAGUAUACUUCCAGACGAGCGAAAUUAGCUGUUCGCUCCUUUAAGCUCAGAUUAAGCACCAUUUACGAAGGGACAGUGCUUUGAGUUUUUUUUAUUUGUUUAAUUUUUUUUAAUUUUCUAGGAGAACGUUAAUCCAAUUUUGAAGUGGGGGAAGAAAGCCAGGUCAAUCAAAUUUUCAUAUAUUUUUUUUUGGUAGACAAUUUUCAUAUGUUAAUUACCGUUUACAUAACUUCUAUAUAGUUUCCUGUAAAAAACAAUUAAUGAAGAUUGUUCUGAACAUCUGUAACUGAUUUAGUUUUUGUCAUCAUCAUUUUUCAAUCUUUAGUUAGUUAAUUUACCCAUCGUAAAAUUCCUUUCA